CCUCCACCUCCUCAUUCCUGCUGACUCCCUGCUCACCCUCUCCUCUCCUCUCUUGCCUCACCCCUCUCUGGGUGCCAGUAGCUUCUAGUCAUGGAGCAGACAACAGUCACAGACCAACCGAGGAUGUCAGACACCAAAGCCUCAGCGUCAGCGUUUCAAGAGGAGGAAGUAGGGGGCUUCACCACUGGAAAUAAAGAUGACUUGGGGUCAAACAAUGUCCCUGCAGUGACACACCCCGUACUCACACAGCCCGGCCUCGGCGUCACCACGACAACCAUUACCACCAUCACACAGACGGGAGGAGACUGGAGCACUGGCUUGUUUGACAUCUGCAGAGACAAGACUACAUGUGUUCUCGGGGCUAUGGUGCCGUGCUGUUUGGACCUGAGUUUAGCUCACCAGUAUGGUGAGUGUCUGUGCAUGCCUCUGCUGCCAGGAUCCACUUUUGCCAUGCGUGUUGGGAUCAGGGAGCGGUACAAGAUUCGGGGAAGUGUGUGUGAGGACUGGACCACAGUGUGUUGCUGUUACCCUCUGGCUGUAUGUCAGAUGAUAAGAGAGAUGAAGUGGAGGAUGAAGACACAGACCUAUCAUGUGUCCACUGCCCUCGAAUGCUCCUAAAGAAACUCAAGACAGUCAAUGAGGCCUGGCCUUUUACAAUGAGCCUUUUGAGGGUCCAACUGAGAGUACUGGUGUAUGUAUACCACAAAGAAUCAUUACUAUAAGGUUUGAAAUGCCCCUGGGGAUGACAAUGAAUCAAGCCUGUCCUACAACAUUUGAAGAAGACUGGAAAGAACUUUUUAAACAGCAUAAAGAAUCCGAAAGUCAGACUCUGAGGUUUUAAGAUUGUAACUGAAACUUUAAAUUGCUGUUGGACUUCUAUUUAGAGAGGAUAUUAUGAAUAAACUUGGUACCAAUA
Perca fluviatilis (European perch) is the source of this 916-nucleotide messenger RNA. It is a transcript of the gene plac8l1, whose product is annotated as PLAC8 like 1. Bases 91 to 618 code for a protein of 175 amino acids. The record is from RefSeq and is a predicted model, not a curated record. NCBI's taxonomy places the organism in Eukaryota, Metazoa, Chordata, Actinopteri, Perciformes, Percidae. The transcript is spliced from 4 exons.